Molecule: messenger RNA, 3841 nt
Organism: Engraulis encrasicolus (European anchovy)
Lineage: Eukaryota; Metazoa; Chordata; Actinopteri; Clupeiformes; Engraulidae
Gene: fyna
Product: FYN proto-oncogene, Src family tyrosine kinase a
Exons: 12
Coding region: 152-1861 (569 amino acids)
Biological process (GO): protein phosphorylation; innate immune response; T cell receptor signaling pathway
Cellular component (GO): extrinsic component of cytoplasmic side of plasma membrane
Molecular function (GO): ATP binding; non-membrane spanning protein tyrosine kinase activity; signaling receptor binding
Source: RefSeq, a predicted model, not a curated record
GCUACACGGUCGCAGCCGUCUAUAGCACCAGGUUAGAUUAUGAUAUAUUCAUGUUUCAUAUGAGAAAUAUACUGGUAGCAUCGCUUCGUCGUAUACGCACCAGCAGAAGAGCGCAUAAUGUUUUAAACGGCUUGUUUCAUGAGGGGAAAUAAUGGGCUGUGUACAAUGCAAGGACAAAGAGGCGACGAAACUGACGGACGAGCGUGAGAACAGCAUCACACAGCAUCACCAGGGCUAUCGCUAUGGCGGCGACCCCACGCCUCAGCAUCAGCACCAGCAGCAUCACCAUCAGCAGCAGCAGCAGCAGCAGCAUCACCACCAACAACAUCAGCACCAGCAGCAGCAUCACCAGCACUAUGCCGGGAGCUUCGGGGUCACCGCCAUCCCCAACUACAACAACUUCCACCAUCAGCCCGUCAGCCAGGGGGUGACCGUCUUCGGAGGGGUCAACUCCUCCUCACACUCUGGAACACUCCGCUCCAGAGGCGGCACAGGAGUGACCUUGUUCGUAGCGCUGUAUGACUAUGAGGCACGUACAGAGGAGGAUCUGAGCUUCAGGAAGGGGGAGAAGUUCCAGAUACUCAACAGCACUGAAGGGGAUUGGUGGGAUGCUCGAUCGCUCAACACCGGUGGGACGGGCUACAUCCCCAGCAACUAUGUAGCGCCAGUGGACUCCAUACAGGCGGAGGACUGGUACUUUGGCAAAUUAGGCCGCAAGGAUGCGGAGAGGCAGCUCCUGUCCAACGGCAACCCCAGAGGCACAUUCCUAAUAAGGGAGAGUGAAACCACCAAAGGUGCCUACUCCCUGUCCAUCCAGGACUGGGACGACGUCAAAGGGGACCACGUGAAGCAUUACAAGAUCCGCAAGCUCGACAACGGGGGCUAUUACAUCACCACGCGUGCCCAGUUCGAGACGCUCCAACAGCUUGUGCAUCAUUACUCCACCAGGGCAGCAGGUCUGUGCUGUCGGCUGAUCGUGCCGUGCCACAAAGGCAUGCCGCGGCUGGCGGACCUAUCCGUCAAGACCAAAGACGUCUGGGAGAUCCCACGGGAAUCCCUGCAGCUCAUCAAGCGCUUGGGAAAUGGCCAGUUCGGGGAGGUCUGGAUGGGAACGUGGAACGGCACGACGCAGGUGGCGGUGAAGACCCUGAAGCCGGGCACCAUGUCCCCAGAGUCCUUCCUGGAGGAGGCUCAGAUCAUGAAGAAGCUGCGACACGACAAGUUGGUGCAGCUGUACGCAGUGGUGUCGGAGGAGCCCAUAUACAUCGUCACAGAGUUCAUGGCCAAAGGAAGUUUACUGGACUUCCUGAAGGAUGGGGAAGGAAGAGGACUGAAGCUCCCCAACCUGGUGGACAUGGCAGCACAGGUAGCGUCAGGUAUGGCCUACAUCGAGAGGAUGAACUACAUCCACAGGGACCUGCGCUCGGCCAACAUCCUGGUGGGCGACAGCCUGGUGUGCAAGAUCGCCGACUUCGGGCUGGCCAGGCUCAUCGAGGAUAACGAGUAUACGGCUCGGCAAGGUGCCAAGUUCCCCAUCAAAUGGACGGCCCCCGAGGCUGCGCUGUACGGGCGGUUCACCAUUAAAUCAGACGUCUGGUCCUUCGGGAUACUGCUGACAGAGCUGGUCACCAAGGGCAGAGUGCCGUACCCAGGCAUGAACAACCGCGAGGUGCUGGAGCAGGUGGAGCGUGGCUACCGCAUGCCGUGCCCUCAGGACUGCCCCAUCUCCCUGCACGAGCUGAUGGUGCAGUGUUGGCGGAGGGACCCUGAGGAGAGGCCCACCUUCGAGUACCUGCAGGCCUUCCUAGAGGACUACUUCACAGCCACCGAGCCCCAGUACCAGCCCGGUGACAACCUCUGAAUCCACAGCGUACAGUAUAGGGUCGCUCUCUCUCACCCUGCCCCAGUUCCAGGACCAGGGACAAACCUCUGAAGCAACAGCCGCAGUCACAUCAUACAGUAACUACAGGACGAUAUCUCUCUUGGUCGACUCCAGGACAUCCCUCUGAGUCAAACCCCUCUCCAGGCCCUCCUGUCCUCCUGCCUCUCUGAACCAUCAACAGCCAAAUACAAUACAGUACAGGGGUGUGUUUCUGGACAGCGUCAUUGCUAGCUAAGUUAGACACUUACUUGGUUGCAAUGCAAUUUUCCAUUGCCAACCUACUAUGUUGCUAACUGGUUAGUGACGAUGCUUUCGAGAAACAGGGUCCAGGGCCACUGUGUGGGAGCAAGUCAAACCGCUUUCUACUUCCGUCCUUACUGGACCUCCUGUCCUCUCGUCUUGGUAUUGCCCCACCUCCGUAGAGAAAGUAAUGUUUUUUUUCCCUGCUGUCAAUCAGGGCAGAGUGACUGUCGUUGGGAAACUUUGCCUCAAUCACCGUCUUGAUUGCAAAUGAGAUAAUAACUUUUGAAUCAUGUUUUUUGCAGGAUAUUAAAUAACAACUUGCCAAUGAAUCUUGUGUCACGAGGAAGGAGUAGUGGGAGGAAGUCGUUUGAUUUGUACCCUCUCUAUGACAGGCUGCAUUCCGAUUUGAUCCCCUGCUGCCAAUUUCUCCAGUGACAAUGACACAAUUCUCCGCACAAUUCAUGACAUCGCUAUGAUACUUAUCUUUCAGUGUCUUGCAAAAAACAUAAUUCGGAGUUUACUAUCAUUUGGAAUGAGGAUAUUGAAUGGAUGAAAAGCCCAACAAAAGCCACUCUUGACUUGCUUGACAGUGGGGAAACUUGAUUGUUCCCUCGCAACUGGAGGAGCAAAGAGAACCGAGGAACAAGGCUGUAGGUGAGAGGAAACUACUGGAGGAAGGUAUUGAAAUGGAUCCCAUCUCCCUCACACACUCUCACACUGUCUCACACUCCCAGCCACAGGGGAUGGUGUAUUAUGUUCUUUGCACAAUGAUUAAUUAUUUUACUACUACCACCAACGACCACCACUACACCUUCUCUGUCUCACUGACUGUGGGUAUUCUGUUUUUCUCCUUUUAAGACUGAUUUUAAUUGACUCAUGAAAUGGACCCCUCCUGAUAAUGAUGUUGCCAAGGCAACAGAGGCUUCCCUACUUGUUUCUCCAUCUCACUACCUUCAACCUGACAAUACGCACAUAAACACACCUAAGGAACCAGUCGUCAUAAUGAUGCAAAAUGUGCAUUCUUUGUUCAUGUGGGCAGUUAGAAAGCAUCAUUCCUGUGACUUUUCCUCUCCCGUGUUUUAGGAGGACCUGAAACGUGCUGGUAUGCUUGUAUGUACAAUAGUGUAAAUAUCACCCCGUGGGAUCACUGAACAAGCUGCGUUUCACCUUGUUUAUUGUACAUUAGUUUAUUUUUAAGCAGCCCUCCCCAUACUCUACCACCUGAAUUACUGUGUACCGUAAAAAGAAAAAAGAAAAAUGAAACCGUAAAGCAUUCUUUUUUAAAAGCAUGGGUCUAGAUGUCAAAACGAGUAUGGCGUCAUGGCUAGAUCUGUAGUGGGACUGUGUGCUAAUGUUCAGCAUUAUUUCAUGUAAUGACAUCACCUGGGUUGAGCCAAUGGGUUUGCAUCGAACUCAUGACAUCAAAGACUGAGCCAAUACAAUGCGGAAUGAAUGGAUUGAACUCAUGACAUCACUGCGUUGAACUGUGGAUUGAUUUGCUUUGCAAGGCGGGAACAGGAGCACUUUUGUUUUUUUUACAAUGGGCUAUAACUGGAACUCUAUAUAUAGCCAGGCAAAGCUGGCAUCAUCAGCAGAGGUGUCAAUCGCGGCCUCAGAAAGUACAGUAAAAACCCUGCCAGAAAUCUGAUCCAACUGAACCAGCUGACCCUGAUGAUGAUGUCCACAUUUCAAAAUGACGCUUUUGCACACCUCUGU